Molecule: messenger RNA, 1380 nt
Organism: Chinchilla lanigera (long-tailed chinchilla)
Lineage: Eukaryota; Metazoa; Chordata; Mammalia; Rodentia; Chinchillidae
Exons: 2
Coding region: 113-1246 (377 amino acids)
Source: RefSeq, a predicted model, not a curated record
GAGGAGGAGAGCCCAGCUCAGCACAGCCCACGCUCUGCCAGGGGCUGCACAGGCACCAGGGCUCCCAGAAGAGACCCAGUUCUGUUUGGGGGUAGCCCCUCCCCAGGGCUUUAUGAAGCAACCAAGAACUCUGAGGUCACAAUGGCUCAGCAGCAGACAAUGGCAACUUCUUUGCCUGAGGGCCCAAGCACUCAGACAACUGGGUUUCCUGUGCCUAGCUCCCUCCCUGAUUAUGGGCCCAGAGUCCAAACGUUCUGGGGAGCCUGAGGCAGGCAGAAGGCUGCUGGCACGGAGUGCACAGGAGCCAAGGGCCAAAGCUGUGGCCCCAAACUGUAUCCCACCCAAGGGAGAAAGAGCCCAAGUCCAGGCAAGAGAAACACGGGGAACACCUGUACCCUUCAUCAUCCCCCCCAGGGGCACCGAGAACGGCCGCGGCCAGCCGGAGGCCUCAGGACACAGACUGUUUACAGAAGCUCAGGGCCACCCUACGUUUGGGAGGCUCCGCUCUGGACAACGUAUAAAACAGCCAUGCAAAGGAACCCAGGCCACGAAUGCCAGCAUUUUUCCGAGCACAGGCCCAGCCGGCUUCUUACUUGCUGAUCCUGGCCUGAGAACUGGGCUAACGAGAAGAACCACCAGCCAGGUCAGCGCGGCCUCCCGGCUUCCUGCCAUCCCGCGCCCUAGGGUUAUUUUUGGCAGGCGCUGCCCUCCCCGCACUGCAGCCUCAGACCCGCACCUUGCAGGCUACCGCCGGGCGAAGCACUGCUCCUGCUCAAGGGCACGGGGAGCGGCGCUGGGAGGCUGCCAACCCUGCCUUAGCGGGGCCUGGCACAUGAGGCCGGCUCAACUUCCAUCAGGGCACCGGAACCAGAGUCCGGCCUCCCGGCCGGGCACUGCAACCAUCGGCGUGGCCCGGUCCCCGGCCCGGGGCGGCUCCGUCAGCACAGCACACGGCCGAGGUUGCGGCCUCGCAAGCCUCCCCUCCUCCUGCCCCGAGUGCCAGGGUCACCGCCGCCGGGGGCGCGAGGACAGCCGCGGGCAGGGACGAGGCUGGGCCGCAUCCGACCUCGGGCGGCGCCGCGGGCGGGGAGUGAGGGGCCAGGAGCGCUUUCUCCCGCCUGGGUCGAAACGCGAGUCCAUCCCGCGGGUACCUCGGGCCGGGGCCGGAGGGCGCUCUCAGGGCCUCGGAGGACGCCCGGGCUCCGCCCCCGACGCCGCAGGUCCCAGAAGCCGGGGUCCGCAGUGACCGCCCUCCGGGGAGAGGCGGCAGGUCAGGGGUGAGAGGUCGGGCCGCGGCCUGAGGUGGGCCAGCGGGGAGAAAGAAAGGAAACAGGCCGGAUCCACACUUGGGUCCGGGACCCGGCGCCCACCCGCCCGCUA